AUGGCCUCACACAUGAUGCUGAACGUCCGUCAGGCUAUUCGCCGUCAGGCAGCUCCUCGACAGGUUACUAUCCGCUGCCUGGGAACUUUCAGGGUCCCUCCAAUUCGAAAUGAACCCAAUCCCACAUACGCAAAAGGUUCCCUGGAGCGCCAAAAGCUGCAGGAAGCUCUCGAUAGCCUCAAGCAACGUCUUCCACAAAGACGUCAUGCUGGAACCACGACAACCCCCAACUCGUACGCCUCCGCCACAAUCCCUCUUGCCAACGGGGAUGCUGCUGAGAUCACUGCUUAUCGCAACGCUAUACUGUCUUUCUUCACCAAACCCCACUCGCCUCUUUUCAGCGUCGACAAGAACUCCAUACUCAAUGCCCUCUUCAAGUCCACCAUAUAUCGACACUUCUGCGCUGGUGAAGACGUGGUGGAAGUUAAAAACACUAUCAACAACAUCAAAGACAUGGGAUUUAAGGGUGUAAUCUUGACACAUGCUCGGGAAGUCGUCAUUGAAGAAUCCGGAGAGCAGGAAGUUGGUUUUGGAGUCAAAGAACUCAAAGAAAAAGGUUUUCCGGCGCAAGAGCCAAUUUUAGACGAAGGAAUUGAAGCUUGGCGACAGGGCGUCCUGGAGAUCGCUUCCAUGCUUGAGAAAGGUGAUUUCUUAGCACUCAAGUUUACUGGAGCAGGAGCUGGAGAUUCUCUCAAUGCCCUCUAUGAAAAGGCUAUGGAGCGAAAGGCAAGCAUACUCAUCGACGCUGAACAACAAUUCGUGCAGCCUGCGAUUGAUGGCAUUGCACUCGUCCUCAUGCGUAAAUACAACCGGGAACAAGCAAUCGCUUACAACACAUACCAAGCCUACCUGAAGUCGACACCAUCCACCCUUCUUGACCAUGUUCACUGUUCCAAGGAUGAGGGCUUCACCAUUGGUGUCAAGCUAGUACGAGGUGCUUACAUGAACUCGGAGCCACGGGGGUUCAUCCACGACACAAAGCAGCAAACCGAUGACUCGUACAACAGCAUCGCUGAAGGUCUGCUGCAGCGUCGAUACGAGGAUCUCACGCCUAGCGGCUUUCCUAAGGUGGACUUGUUCCUCGCCACGCACAACAAGCAGAGUGCGCUGCACACACACCAGGUGCAGCAGCAGCGCGCCGAUGCGGGAUUGCCAUUGACCAAGGUCCAGUAUGGACAGCUUCUCGGCAUGGCUGAUGAGGUCAGCUGCGCGCUGCUCCAGCGCGCAGCGGACCCCAGGACGAACGGCCCUGCGUCCCCAGAGGUUUACAAGUGCUUGAGUUGGGGAACUCUGGGAGACUGUAUCUCAUACUUGCUCCGUCGCGCGGUGGAGAACAGGGAUGCGGUUUCGCGAACAAAGGUCGAGUAUUAUGCUUUGAGAAAAGAGGUCUGGAGACGAUUCAAGAAGUUGAUCCCAUAUCUUUGGCUGGCUCUUGACUAUGGUAACAUCGUCGUGCUGGCAAGUAACGACGUUGACCUCGUCACAGCCAUCGUCAACUCUGUGGACCUGCAGAUCAAGAGCCUGUCUAUCUCUGUUCAGGAAUCCCGGCACAUCUUCUGGAAGAUCAACCUCACAAUUUUGUGA
Messenger RNA from Fusarium proliferatum ET1, 1584 nucleotides. RefSeq lists its product as uncharacterized. Lineage: Eukaryota; Fungi; Ascomycota; Sordariomycetes; Hypocreales; Nectriaceae. The coding region runs from base 1 to 1584 and encodes 527 amino acids. Gene Ontology annotation, molecular function: FAD binding; proline dehydrogenase activity. The record is from RefSeq and is a predicted model, not a curated record. The transcript is spliced from 6 exons. Gene Ontology annotation, cellular component: mitochondrion.